UCAGCUGUGCGUCUUCUCAACGGCCUCAAGCUCUAAUCAGCCAAUCAGAGGUGAUUACCAGGUUGCACCACAGCCAUGCUUGCUGUUGCUGUUUCACGCUGAACUUCUUGCAGGUGACCUGAACCAACAUGGGGAGGUUGAAUUUUUAUGUCCUUUGGUCCCUGCGUGACGCCCCCCGCCAGUUCAUCAGCAAAUCCAACCGCAGUUGCUUUCAAGUCCACAUCCCACUGCCUCUUCCCAAACACCUUAUCAUCUUUGGCCUUGGAGAAUGGAAAUGCAGCGAGACUACAAUCUCUGUAGAUGUCCUGGUCAGUGCAGAAGUACCGGCCCAGAAAAUUGGGACUCUUUCGGCUCAAGCAAGGUGCUUGACCUGGGAGGGUGACUGGAGCCCUGACAUUGUCACAGUGGCAGCAGAGAGAGGAAGGAGAGGAGUUUAUGGCAAGAUUAUUCUCACAGUGUGUGGAGAGGCUUGUGACCAGUCACAGGCUUGUGACCAGUCACAAGAUAAAGCCAGUGUCUUCAGCAGUACACCUCUGGUUCAAAGGAAAUGUCCGUUCCAAGAGCAGCAGGAUGCCACCGAUCUCUCUUUAACGUUACACCAAAGUGCUGUAAAUGAAACGAUAACCUCCAACUCCUCACACUUGGGUGAUAGUGUUUGCUGUGCUGACAUUCAAAUAAAUAAAAUUGACACCAGCGAUUCCACUAUGGGAACUAAACCCCCAGUUUGGCCUACGGAUAAGACACCCAGACGAACUGUUAUUAGUAAAAGAGGCCGGCUGACGUGGAGCUCUGAGGACGUGGACAGUCUCACACAGGACAAAGACCAGGCUUCAAUCCCCAAGAAAAUGAGGCUGUCCAGAAUGAACAGUCAAGAGGAAAUGGCCGCUCAGAUAAAGAAUGACAACAGAGAAGUUUCAGUGUGUCCAUCAAUGCGCUGGAGCCAUACGAUGUGUCUGAGUGACCCCGACACCGCCAUCCUCAUUGGAGGGGAGACUGCCGAUCAAAGCUACUGCAAGGACUCCCUGUGGAAGCUCGAGUUAGACAGUGACUUCUGGUUCCCCAUGAACUCCUCUGUCUCUGGACCCAUACCACCGUGUGCCCGAGGACACUCUGCGACCUAUGACCCGGACUCUAAGUCGGUCUUUGUGUACGGUGGCCUGAGGGAGGGCCAGCGCUACAGCGAGCUGUACAUCCUAAAUACCGUGACAUGGAAGUGGAAGCUUGUGACUGCUAAAGGAAAUGUUCCAUGUUUGGCAUAUCAUUCUGCAGCCUUCUAUAAGAAAGAGCUUUUUGUCUUCGGCGGAGUUCAGCCGAGCCAUUCUUCUGUGGAUAAAUCCUGCAGUAAUGCCCUGUACAUCUUUAACCCAGAGUUUGAACUCUGGUACCAGCCGAUUGUGGAAGGGGACAGACCUCUGCCUCGGUUUGGCCACUCAGCCACACUGAUGUCACAGAAGUUGAUAAUAUUUGGUGGACGGAAGACAGCUACCUACCUUAAUGAUCUCCAUGUUCUAGAUCUGGGAUUCAUGGAAUACACAGCUGUGAAGUGUGGGAACAUGCCACCACUGCCUCGAGGGUUUCAUGCAGCUCUACCAGUUUCAGACAACAGGAUUUUAGUCAGUGGAGGUUGCAGUGCAAUUGGAGCCCUGCAGGAUGUACAUAUUUUCAAUACUGACACAAACAUGUGGAGCCCAGUGAUGCCUCAUGUGCUUUGCUCGAUUCCUCGUGCCGGACACAGCAUGAUAAACUUUGGCCGCUCCAUCCUGACGGAUGCAGAAAAGCAUGAACGGGGUGAAAAUGUCAGCGUCUUCUGCACAUUGCUUGUGUUCGGUGGGUCAGACUGCGCCGGUACCUUCUACAACGACACAGUCAAGUGCACAGUGGAGAUUCCUGGUGACAAGUGAUGGGGGGGGAAGAUUCAUUCAGGACAAUUGUUUUUAGCAUUUUUAAAAUGGUGGAGCAUUCUGUGAUCUGCACUGACAGAAAAACAACUGUAAAAGUCAUAUGUUUCUAUGUUUAUAAUUUUUGCAUGAUGUAUUCUGCAGCUUAGACUUUUAUGGUUGCGUCCUUUUUUUAUUCCUAUUAUGAAUCCUUUUAAUAACCAUCCAGAUUUCCUCCAUUUUGGCAAUAUGCGGCUACAGUGAGCUCAGAGAUUUUGUACUUUGCAUAACAAAUCUCUGAUCUGCAUGUUUAACACAUUACUUUAUGUCCUCUUCCUUGUCUCCCACAUGCCAGUAUGUAUUUGAGGGUAAAGUCAAAAAU
Molecule: messenger RNA, 2259 nt
Organism: Anoplopoma fimbria (sablefish)
Lineage: Eukaryota; Metazoa; Chordata; Actinopteri; Perciformes; Anoplopomatidae
Exons: 13
Coding region: 129-1901 (590 amino acids)
Molecular function (GO): protein binding
Source: RefSeq, a predicted model, not a curated record